Messenger RNA from Hibiscus syriacus, 438 nucleotides. RefSeq lists its product as uncharacterized. The record is from RefSeq and is a predicted model, not a curated record. Gene Ontology annotation, molecular function: nucleic acid binding; RNA-DNA hybrid ribonuclease activity. Lineage: Eukaryota; Viridiplantae; Streptophyta; Magnoliopsida; Malvales; Malvaceae. The coding region runs from base 1 to 438 and encodes 145 amino acids. The transcript has a single exon.
AUGUGGCUGCAAAGGAACAAGGGCAUCUUUGAUGCGGAGUUCGUGCAAGUGAAAAGUGUUAUUCAAAGCAGACGCCGACACCAACUGGAAGCUUUGUAUGCGAAGCAAAAAGUGGUCGACACCACGGCACCACCGAUGGGGUGGUACAAGGUGGUGCCGUGGUACAAAUUAAAUGUGGAUAGUGCACGAAAUCCUUUAAAUGGAUUGACGGUUUGUGGUGGGGCAAUCUGGGAUGAAAAUGGACAAUGGAUUUAUGGUUACGCGAAGAUGACUAGAUGUUGUUCGAUUGUUGAUGUGGAAUUAUGGGGAGCGUACAAAGGCUUAGGGUUAGUUUCAAGUAUGAAUGUACAACAGUUUUACGUUGAAACGGACUGCAAAGGAGUUUGGAACCUAUUAAAGCAAGAAGCUAAGAUGGAUUGUAUAUCUCCAUGGUACUAA